AUGGAUCGCUCCAGCAUCACCGGUCGGGCUACCGAAAUCAGCGAGACUGCGAACGUUCUCGCUGGUAUUAUAGCCAAACACGGACAACCGGAGCCAUCCUUCGAGCAUGGAAUCCCAGAUGCUCUGAGGAGCGAUGCGCCAAAUCCAGAUGAAACUGGAAUAGCAAGUCGUAUGAAGUUGAUCAACAUGCUUGACGAAUUCCGUGAUCUGUUAAUAGAUCCUGUUAUGCAUUUGAGCCCGGAGAGUCGAAACCCAACUUUAAGUGUUUAUACUAUAUGCCGUCUUGGAUUUGCCGAUCAUGUGCCCAAAGAAGGUAUCUCGGUUCAAGAUCUGGCUAAGAAGGUUAAUUUGGAUGUGAAUAUCGUGCGUCGAAUCAUGACACAUGCUGCCACAUAUCACGUCUUCUAUCAGCCAGAACUGGAUUACUUCGUCCACACAGCCAGCUCGCGCAUCCUGACUGAGGGUGAGGGUAUGCGCAAUUGGUGUCUGAUGGGUAUAGGAGAAACCCUGCCAGCAACCUUCAAGAUUCCCGAUGUUCUAACAAAAUAUGGAUUCUCCGAAGAGCCAGAGAACAGUGCCUGGUCUGUUCAUAACAAUACCAAACUCCCAGUGUUCGCAGCUUUGAAUGAAAUGCCAGAGCGUGGUAUUGUGUUUUCCAAAGCUAUGGCCUGGCAUCAACAGCUUCCGGGCUUUUCGGCAAGCCAUCUGAUAGAGCACUUCCCUUUCAAGGAAAGUGGAACCACCACAGUCGUUGAUGUGGGAGGUGGAUUUGGACAUAUCGCGUUAGCUCUGGCCUCGCACAAUCCUAAUGUUGAAUGUGUUGUUCAGGACCUCAGUGGACCUGUCGCUCAAGGAAAGGAAUUGACACCGCCAGAGCUUACUAGCCGCGUGAAAUUUCAAGAGCAUGACUUCUUUCAAGAUCAGCCGGCGAAGGGUGCCGAUAUUUACUUACUAAGACACACGCUGCAUGACUGGUCAAAUAAAUAUGCGCGAAAGAUUCUUACCGGCCUUAUUCCAGCCUUAAAAUCCGGGUCAAAGGUUAUCAUCAAUGAUCGCAUCAUCCCUGGAUUCGGGGAGGCAAGUUACCUCGCCGAGCGUGAAUCAAGGGAUUACGAUCUUUACAUGUUUACUCUUACAAGUGGCCAGGAGCGUACGCGCUUAGAUUGGGAGGCUCUCUUCAAGGAUACAGAUUCCCGGUUCAAACUGACUCGAGUGGUUAAGCCCGAGAAAUCCUUCUUGGCGAUUAUGGAACUGACUUGGGAGGAAUAA
Molecule: messenger RNA, 1269 nt
Organism: Penicillium angulare
Lineage: Eukaryota; Fungi; Ascomycota; Eurotiomycetes; Eurotiales; Aspergillaceae
Exons: 5
Coding region: 1-1269 (422 amino acids)
Molecular function (GO): O-methyltransferase activity
Source: RefSeq, a predicted model, not a curated record